This is a messenger RNA of Rubroshorea leprosula, 1514 nucleotides long. The record is from the annotation of a GenBank genome assembly. Lineage: Eukaryota; Viridiplantae; Streptophyta; Magnoliopsida; Malvales; Dipterocarpaceae.
GUUCAGUUCCUCAAUCGUUGCUCCCUGCUACGACUUUAGGGUUUGUGCAAUGGCGGAAAAUUCAGCAAACCCACUUAUUCUACUUCAUGGCGACCUAGAAUUGGAAAUCAGUGAAGCUAGAGCCCUACCCGACUUGUCUAGGUUAAAUCGCCUUCUCAAUUCUUUGAGAGUUGGGUCGCACGGUGACCAGGAAAGACAGCAACAUGUGAGGAGACGCCCCAUUAAUGCAUAUGUUACGGUCUCAGUACCCGAAGCUACAGUGGCUCGCACGCGUGUCAUAGAAAAUGCCAUAAACCCACAAUGGGGCGAGAAGUUCUUUGUCUUCCUCUGUCAUCCCGUAGAAAACCUCGAAUUCAAACUUAAAGUCGUUAAGAAAACGAAUGGGGCGAAGGUCAAGGGUAAGGUUAAGAUCUCGGCUCAGAGAAUCGCCACCGGCGAGCUAAUCAGCGAAUAUUUUCCCCUGAUCCGUCAAAAUGGGAAGCAGUACAGGGAUUGCACUCUUAAGAUUGAGAUAAAAUUCACGCCAUUCGAUAAAAAUCCUCUGUAUGGUCAAAGCAUCCCCAGCGAUCCAGAACAUGCCGGGGUAAGGCACACAUAUUUCCCACUGAGGAAAGGAUGUGAGUUAAGGCUCUACCAGGAUGCCCAUGUGCCUAACGGAAUCUUGCCUGAAAUUGAACAGGAAGACCGACGAGUUUUUCUGCAGCACAAUUGUUUUGAAGAUAUUUGUUUUGCUAUAGCAGAAGCGCAACGUCUGAUAUACAUUGCGGGUUGGUCAGUGUUUUGUAAGAUUAGGCUUGUCAGGGAGCCGAGCAGGCCAUUGCCUGGAGGUGCGAAUUUGACGCUUGGUCAGUUGCUCAAGUACAAAUCAGAAGAAGGGGUUCGAGUGUUGUUGUUGAUCUGGGAAGAUCAACCUUCGUGUGAUAAAUUCGGAAUCACGUCUGGAGUGAUGCAGACGCAUGAUGAAGAAACAAAAAGGUUUUUUGAGGGUUCUUAUGUUACUUGUGUUCUCACUCCUCGUUGUGCAAGCAAGAAGCUUAGUCUUAUGAAACAACUGGUCCUUAGAACCAUGUUCUCGAAUCAUCAAAAAUGUAUUCUUGUUGACACACAAGCAGUUGGCAAUUAUCGAAAGAUAACUGCAUUCCUAGGUGGUUUUGAUCUCUCUGAUGGUCGUUAUGAUACACCUGAGCAUCGGUUAUUUCGUGAUCUUGACACUGUUUUUAAGGAUGAUUUUCGUAAUCGUACACUUCCUGAUCUUGCGUCAAUAUUAGUAAAGCAUCUUGUAUAGAAUAUAUUCUUGUAUAUUAAGGGAUGAAGGAGAAGAACUGCUGUUGAUUCUGGUUUGCUGCUUAACUCAUGUUCUAUUGUCAUGGUUUGUUUUAUGGUAAUUGAAAAGCCAUGACUUAUUCUGCAAUUUCUAAUUCGGUAACUGGUGCGGAACAGGAUAGGGUGUCUUGUGGGCUUGUGGAUUUACGGAUUUUGAUGGUAAUUUUAGGUUAUAAACAGUAUGCAUGAAC